Stylonychia lemnae is the source of this 1584-nucleotide messenger RNA. The record is from the annotation of a GenBank genome assembly. Lineage: Eukaryota; Ciliophora; Spirotrichea; Sporadotrichida; Oxytrichidae.
AUGUAAGUUUCUAAUGGGUAAGUCUAAUUAAUUUAGCCUAAGGAAACUGUCAUCUGCGAUAUCCUGAUAGCUAAAUUCUAAAGCAUCAUUUAGCAAAAGAGUAAGGAAAUAUUGGACAUCUAUAAUGAUAGUGAUGGCCUAUUUAGAGAGGAAAACGAUAUCUACUCAGGAUAGAAGUAUGCCACUGAACAAUAGUAUCAGAGAGCACUUUAAACUCAAUAUGCAAUGAUGAAUUAAGUCAAUCAUGGACAGGAGGUACCAAAGGCAUUGAAGCCAGAUGUUUGGAGCAAUUUUUAUGAGAAAUAUCAUGAAAUCGACGUCUUCCAUAAGAAGUACAAUUAAGCAACUCUAAUUGCAGAAAACGAUAACCUAGACGCUGAGUCCAUGUUUAAUAAGAUUAUGGAGGAGAUCAUUUAAUACUGUGAGAAGACAUUUUCUGCAGAGGAAGGAAAUGGCAAGUAUGUGGACAUGCACAGUCUCUUUUUGCAAUUCUGUAACAUUAAGAAACUCAGGAAGCACAACUCUAUCAAGUCUGAUGAUUACUUGACUUGGCUUUAGAACUUUGAUAAAUUGUAUUUGGUUCCAUUGUAUCUGAAGAAUAGCACCAAGUAUGAGAACUAUUUGGUUAACUUGAAGGAAUAUUUGGUUGACUAUUUUAAAAAGACCUAACCACUUGUAGAUUGGUCCAAGAUAGAAGACUAGCAAGAGGAGACAUUUCAAUCUGAGUGGGAAUAGUGCAGUCUGUUUGGUUGGGAGGAUACCAUUUAGAGAAUGAAUGGCUAGAGUGCUUAAGAAAAAUAACUGAAUCCUCUGCAUUGCAUUGCCUGCAAUAAAACAUAUGCAAGUGAUAAUGUAUUUAUGCAUCAUAAGAAGGGUAAAAACCACAUUAAGGCCGUGAAUUUGUUAAGUAAAAAGGCAUAGACAAAUCAAGUGAAUUAGUCAGCUGCUUUAAAUGAUCAGGAUUAAAUGAAGAGUGAAUUCAAUGACAAUGAGAAGAGGAAGCUUAAGAAAAUAGCUCAUUUAGAAACUUGGAUACUUAGAAUGAAAGAUUUGCUAGGAGAUGUAAUACAUUCCACUGAAAAUCUAAUCAGAAAAAAGCAAUCCAAACAUUACAAUGAAAUUGAAGCAGAUUAUGAAAUGAACUAGGAUUCUAAAAAUCCACUCUUGGGAGGAGAGGUAGGCUCUGAUGAUGACGAUGAAAGACCAAAAUAUAAUCCUAAGAAUCUCCCAAUGGGCUGGGAUGGAAAACCUAUACCCUAUUGGUUGUAUAAGCUUCAUGGACUUGGCAUUGAAUUUAAGUGUGAGAUUUGUGGAGGAGCAAGCUACUGGGGUAGAAGAUCGUUCGAAAAGCACUUUUAGGAAUGGAGACACGCCUAUGGAAUGAAGUGUCUCAAAAUUCCUAACACAGUUCACUUUAAAGAUGUCGUUGAUAUUGAGCAUGCUCUCAGACUGCAUAAAAAGAUCUUGUCAGAUAACUUCGAGGGCACCUUCAAGCCUGACUUCUAAGAGGAAUUUGAGGAUGUGGAUGGAAAUCUUUAUUCUAGAAAGUAAUAUAUUGAUUUAAAGAGACAGGGAAUCAUUUGA